This is a messenger RNA of Orbicella faveolata, 1211 nucleotides long. RefSeq lists its product as uncharacterized. NCBI's taxonomy places the organism in Eukaryota, Metazoa, Cnidaria, Anthozoa, Scleractinia, Merulinidae. The record is from RefSeq and is a predicted model, not a curated record.
UCUACGUCAGAAGUGAGCGCCAAUUCAGUUGACAUGCAGAAAAUUUAUCUGUUUAUGAUUGGUUAGAAGUAUUUUAUACCACAUAAAUUUCACUUGCUAAUUUACAGAUUUCCCUCAACACAUGAGAGACCAUUCUCCGUAUGGAAACAGAUAGUAAGUUCCGUUCUAUUAUCAUACCGCCGACUACCAAGCUAUGAAACCCAUUAAGUUUCUCCUUAUCAUCUCAUUGGUUUUCUUGUUUAUUUUCUCAGCAACAAGCCUCAAGUGCUACAAGUGCUACAGUGACACGUCUUGGAAUCAAUGCGACGAUAUCCGAGAGACAGUCACCUGUCCUGACGAACAUGAAGAAGCGUGCUCUAAGGUGCUCUAUAAUCAUGAGCUUCAUGGCAGAAAAACUCACACAAAGUUCUGUGAGAUGAAGUCACAGUGCACGAGUACAAGUAACCCCGUAUGUAAAGCUGCCGAGUCUCAUAACGCAGAGUGCGAGGUUCAUUGUUGUACGCAUGACCUGUGUAACGCUGGCUCAGCUACGGCGAUCAGCGGGAUCCUGCUGGUUGCAUGCGCUGUGUUGUUGGUGGUAUCUCUAUCGCUGGAGGAUGAUUUCAAUCCAUCAAUACACUAGAAUAGGGAACUUGAUGGAGGCUCGAUUUAAAUAUUACUGUAACUCUUUUGAACUAUUCAAAUUUUCUUAGUUGCUUUGUUAAUAAAGUACUAAAUAGUUCCGAUUUGUCAUGCGAGUUGCAAGUGGCAAGUUGGAGUUACGAUUUCGGCGUUUGAGACGAAAGUUCCCACGUGCACUUUUCUUCGCCCGAAUUCAAUUUCAAUUUGUAUUACUUUCUUCAUAGAAGAUGGAGACAUUGGACCACUCUAAAUGUUGCUGCAGAUACAUGGAACUCCUUAGAAAUUACGCUCAGAGAAUCGCCAACAAUAGCGGCAUUUAAGGGUGGUCUUUCCAAAGCCGCACUUUAAUUUGUAGUUUAAUGUAGCAAGCAUGAUGCAUAGUUUUUUUAACAUUGUCUCCUUUUGUUCUUAUCUAUUAAUACGUUUAUAUUUUUAGUUCUGCAUAGUUAAAUAUUAGUUUAGAUUAAUCUCAAUUGAGGACCCUUCUGUUAAGGACUCGGUGACGUAGGUCUCCUCAAUUAAAGAUUAUUAUUUAUUAUUAUUAUUAUGAUGAUGAUGAUCAUCAUCAUCGUCAUCGUCAUCGUCAUCGU